AUGAGCAAAUUCUUCGUCUCCUGGGAGCUGUGGCAGCAGAUGACCUUCAUCCUAGCCUUGGCCAUCUGCGUUGUCUUCAUCAUUGGUUUCAUCAAGCUGUGGUGGACAAACAGAUACAUUGCGAAGAUCGAGAUUAUUGACGCCGAGAAGAGAGCACACGCUGCGGAGCUCGAAUCAACCGGUUUGCCGCCACCCCCACGGAAGCAAUCCGACAUCCCAUUCGGCGUCCGCGCCAUUCAGUCCGGAAUUGAGGUCGACGGAAUCUGGAUCUCUCGACCCAAUACGCCGUCCGUCGACUCUCCCCCCAACUCAGCCAAGGGCAAGGGAAAAUAUGUCGCUCAGGGUCCUAUUUCGCCUGCCUCGACGAUUUCCGACCCCUUUGGUUCCCCAACUUCGUCCCGCGGCGGUACCGGCCCUCAAACAUACCGCCCCAAGUCCUCCCACAACCCCGUUUCCAGCAGAGCCGACGCCCUAAGCCAGCUUGAAGGCAAGCCUCAGGAUUCUCCUGCCUACGCCACGUACCAGCCCCGAGGCGGCAAGGACUCCUCCGAGGUCUCGGACGAGGCCGGAAGCCCCGUCAGUCCCAUCGAUCGCUCUUCGUACAACGGCAUCGACGUUCGGGUGCCCAUUCGCGCCUCCCCUGUCAACCGUCACCUGAACAACGUCCGCAAUGUUAGCGGAGGCAAGCCGCAGCCCGUGACGGGUCACGGUGUCCGCGCCCUCAGCGGCAGUCUCCAGAACCCCAAGAACGGCAAGGGCUAUGCUACUAUUCCUCAGAUAUCGCCUGGCGCAGGCGAUUUUUCCGACCCCUUCGCGACCCCUUCUCGGUCACCGGUUAACACCCCUAGUGCUGACCAAGCUCACCUUCACUCCCAGCAGGGCCCUCACGUGAAGUUCGCUCCCGAUGAGUACAUCAACAGCCAGCGCUACCCUAGUGAUGGCAGUAGCGGUACCAGCGGAAGCAGCAGCCACCGCCCUUAG
This is a messenger RNA of Colletotrichum higginsianum IMI 349063, 981 nucleotides long. RefSeq lists its product as uncharacterized. The transcript has 2 exons. The record is from RefSeq and is a predicted model, not a curated record. NCBI's taxonomy places the organism in Eukaryota, Fungi, Ascomycota, Sordariomycetes, Glomerellales, Glomerellaceae. The coding region runs from base 1 to 981 and encodes 326 amino acids.